Messenger RNA from Chara braunii, 1021 nucleotides. NCBI's taxonomy places the organism in Eukaryota, Viridiplantae, Streptophyta, Charophyceae, Charales, Characeae. The record is from the annotation of a GenBank genome assembly.
AGACGUUGCCGGCCGGAAGUGGGUUGGACUUUGCUGCUCACAUGUUUCCCACAAAGCAGACAUUUGAUAGGAGGAGCGCAAUACGGAAUGAUCGCCCUUGGUCCCCGCAAUGUACGCAGACUUCGCAGUCGUCGCACAACAUGUACUCCUGCACCUCCACUCUAUCCAGCAGGCGAUCACCUUCCGAUCCCCGUCCUUCUGUGGCGGACGUGACAUGGACACCGCAUUGUGGGACUUCUGUCCCGUCAGGGUUCGGCUGCGAUGCCACAAAUGGCUGCGACGAUCAAGCGUGCGAGGAUAUGGAAGACGACACCAUUGUUGAAGAUGGAGAUGAUGUGGAACACGAUAAUGGCUAUGGAGGCAGUGUUCCAAAAAUGGAGAAAGGCGAUAACUGGAAUGGGAGAAACGAUGACAGACGUGGGCAGAAAAAAGACUUGGAGAAGCGGAAGGAGCUGCAGGAGCCACUCGCCUUCGAGAAACUGCUAUGGGAUGCCAUGCAAUGGCAACUGAACAAACCAUCUAUGAUAUGCGACGAGACAUUGGGGUCUGAGGACCUGCCCGGAACAAGAGGAGGAACGCCGCCUUCGGGCAGAAAUGGAUCCGAAAAAAUCGGAUCUGAGGCGAGAGGAACGAACGACUUGGAGAGCACAGCGAAGAUGAGGAGAACCUCGUCAGGAAAAACUAGCAUGGACGACGCAGGGACCAACGAUUCGACUUUGGCGAGGGCGAUUGAGGAAUCGACACGAUCCUACUGCGAUGGUCUUGACAAGGCUACUUGUACAUUGGCGAAGGCGACAUCGGAUGUCGGGACUGCAAUGGCAGCGAAGAUCUGUGAUGUGGCGGAGGCGAUGCGGGGAGGGAACACCGUCCUCGAGAUGCUCGUUGGGGUUCUCGCCCGCCGCUAUGCAGGGUCUGCCACUGGUGACAAAAGCGACGGGUACACAAACCCGUCGUCAAAUAGAACUGCCCGGUAAACCGUAGGCAGAGAGGGAGAAGAGGACAAUAAACGAGGGGCUGUGAC